Ahaetulla prasina is the source of this 8525-nucleotide messenger RNA. It is a transcript of the gene ADAM22, whose product is annotated as ADAM metallopeptidase domain 22. The transcript is spliced from 31 exons. The record is from RefSeq and is a predicted model, not a curated record. Gene Ontology annotation, molecular function: metalloendopeptidase activity. Bases 248 to 3043 code for a protein of 931 amino acids. Gene Ontology annotation, cellular component: postsynaptic density membrane. NCBI's taxonomy places the organism in Eukaryota, Metazoa, Chordata, Lepidosauria, Squamata, Colubridae. Gene Ontology annotation, biological process: proteolysis.
AGGAGCUUGAAGCCUCUGAGAUACAGCAAGAUACCCAAUGCAGUAAAAGCUCUCUACGCGAGCGGAAGCCGGCGGCACACAAUGCAGCACUGAGGCGGUGGCGAGGAGGCGCCUCUCCCGCUCGCAGCAGCAGCAGCAGCAGCCUGGCCGUAGGAGCUCCCUUCCUUUCCGUCUCGCCUUGCGAUCCUCGCUUCUCGCGGGCAGCUCACCUUCUUCCUCCUCCCGCCACUUCUCCCAAGAGCCAGCCAUGCACAUCGCGGCUUCUCUGCUCGCCUUGAUGCUCUGGACCGUCGGAAUGCUCUCGAAAGCUCGCUGCGGCCGCGCAGGAGACACCUUGUUGACCGAGAUGGAGAGAAAGGCUGCGGAUCGCUUCAGGGAAAGGCAGAAGAGCGUCCCUUUUCGGCUCCUCUAUAGUGCCAGUGAAGGCAACGAAACUCCUCACGACCUGCUCGACACUCGCAUCGGCCGUAGCUCUGUUGGGAAGCAGUCAACUCAUAUUGCUCGAGCCAGCUUUCAGGUUGAUGCUUUUGGAUCUUCUUUCAUCCUGGAUAUAGAAUUAAAUCAUGAUCUACUGUCUUCAGAAUAUCUUGAGAGGCAUAUUGACCACAAUGGGAAGACGGUGGAAGUUAAAGGAGGAGAACACUGUUAUUAUCAAGGUCACAUCAGAGGGAAUCCAGAUUCAUUUGUUGCUCUGUCCACCUGCCACGGACUUCAUGGAAUGUUCUAUGAUGGGAAUCACACAUAUCUUAUUGAGCCAGAAGAAAAUUGUACAUCUCAAGAGGAAUUCCAUUUACACUCUGUAUACAAAUCCAGAUUAUUUGAAUUUCCUUUGGAUUAUCUUCCAUCUGAAUUCUGGCACAUGAAUACUACAUCACAGAAAUUUGGUGUGAAAUCAAGAUAUAAAAGAAGAAAAAGGCAGGUCCAACUGAAUCUACCUAGAGUUGAAGAUGAAACGAAAUAUGUUGAGCUAAUGAUUGUAAACGAUCAUCUAAUGCUGAAAAAACACCGGUUAUCUGUUGGUCACACGAAUAGCUUUGCAAAAUCGGUAGUGAAUAUGGCAGAUUUAAUUUAUAAAGAACAACUGAACACCAGAAUAGUCUUGGUUGCCAUGGAAACCUGGGGUACUGAUAACAAGUUCACCAUAUCUGAAAACCCACUGGUAACUCUACGUGAAUUUAUGAAAUAUAGGAGAGAUUUUAUCAAAGAGAAAAGUGAUGCAGUUCAUCUUUUUUCGGGAAGCCAGUUUCUCAGUAGCCGUAGCGGGGCAGCCUUUAUUGGUGGCAUUUGUUCACUGCUGAAAGGUGGUGGUGUAAAUGAAUUUGGAAAGCCAGAUUUAAUGGCUGUUACAUUGGCACAGUCCUUGGCACACAAUCUUGGGAUCUUCUCAGACAAAAGAAGGAUGCAAAGUGGUGAAUGUAAAUGUGAGGAUACAUGGUCCGGGUGUAUAAUGGGAGAUACAGGUUAUUAUCUUCCAACCAAGUUCUCCAAAUGUGAUAUUGAGGAAUACCAUGAAUUUUUAAAGAAUGGCGGCGGAGCCUGCCUUUUCAACAAGCCUUCCAAGCUCCUGGAUCCCCCAGAAUGUGGUAAUGGUUUUGUUGAAACUGGGGAAGAAUGUGAUUGUGGCGCUCAAUCGGAAUGUCAUGCUGAAGGUGAAGAUUGCUGCAGUUCCUGCACUCUAACUGCUAACUCUCAAUGCAGUAAUGGACUUUGUUGUAGAAAAUGUCAGUUUGAACUUAAAGGUGUGGUUUGCAGAGAAGCUGUAAAUGAUUGUGACAUUCCAGAGACAUGCAAAGGGGACUCUAGUCAGUGCUCUCCAAAUCUCUACAAAAUAGAUGGGUAUUCAUGUGAUAAUGAACAGGGCAUUUGUUUUGGAGGAAGAUGCAAAACCAGAGACAGACAGUGUAAAUACAUAUGGGGAGAUAAAGUGACAUCUGCUGAUAAAUAUUGCUAUGAAAGAUUAAAUAUAGAAGGAACAGAGAAAGGUAGCUGUGGCAGAGACAAAGAUACUUGGAUUCAGUGCAAGAAUGAAGAUGUUCUUUGUGGAUAUCUACUGUGUUCUAACAUUGUCUCUAAUAUUCCAAGACUUGGAGAGCUUGAUGGCGAAAUCACAUCUAUUUCUCUUCAAAAUUUGGGAAAAACUUUCAAUUGCAGUGGUGGUCAUGUGAAGUUGGAGGAAGAUGCAGACCUGGGUUAUGUAGAAGAUGGGACACCCUGUGGUUCUAAUAGAAUAUGCUGGGAUCACAGAUGUCUCUCAAUGGAUACUUUUAACUUCAGUUCUUGUCCUGGAAGUACCGAUGGCUUUAUUUGCUCAGGACAUGGAGUUUGCAGUAAUGAAAUGCAGUGUGUCUGUGAGCAGUUAUGGACAGGUGUAGAUUGCAGCAAGCGUCUCAUGAAACCAAUUAUUGAUGGAAGCUUGCACAAUUCAGGUGUCACUAGCACAAAUAUUAUUAUUGGUGCUAUUGCUGGUACAAUUUUAGUGUUGGCUCUUAUUAUGGGAAUAACAGCAUGGGGUUACAGAAACUAUCGAAGACAGAGACAAAUUCCUCAGGGAGAUUAUGUUAAAAAGCCUGGUGAGGCCGACUCCUUUUAUAGCGACAUGCCACCUGGAGUCAGCACAAACUCUGCAUCUAGUUCUAAGAAGAGGUCUGCUUUUCUGUCGCAUUUUCAGAUUUCUACCUGUUCCAUCACACAUUAUUCCAUUAGUCAGAACCUUUCAUUGUUUUGCAGCAGGUCAAACGGCUUAUCUCAUUCAUGGAGUGAAAGAAUCCAAGAUGCAAAGAAUCUUUCAGACAUCUGUCAAAAUGGGAGACCAAGGAGUAAUUCAUGGCAAGGUAAUAUAGGAGGCAACAGAAAGAAAGUCAAAGGCAAAAGAUUUAGGCCACGGUCUAAUUCAACUGAGACUCUUUCCCCUGCAAAGUCCCCAUCAUCAUCUACUGGCUCCAUUGCUUCCAGCAGAAAGUAUCCAUAUCCCAUGCCUCCAUUGCCUGAUGAGGAGAAGAAAGCCCACAGAGCUAGUGCCAGGCUAUGGGAGACAUCCAUUUAAGUAUUUAGCUUUCACCUGAGCUGUCACCAGAACUAUUUACUUCAAAUUUUAUAUAAAAUAAGCAUCACUGAAUCACUGAACAUUCAUCUGCUCAGCAGACAACUUGAUGGAGCAAAGAUACAGAUACUCAUAGGAUAAACAAGUUCUCCCGUUGAAGGAAGACACUGAUUUUCUACAGCUGAUUCAAGUUUUGUGAAUUACAAAUAAAGAUAUUAACCUGGUAUAGACAGAACUGAACAUGCUAAGAUACUGUGCAUGAUGUCAGAUAUUAUAUAGACAUUCAGAUACUGCUUUUGAAAUCCCAAUGGUGUUUUUUCCUGGUCUAACAUGUCCCCAAAUAUCUAAAAGAGAGUGAUUCAGAAUUUGGUACAUAAUCAUUUAUGCUGUGUGCAUGAACCUCUGUUUGCCACUAUCCAUGUGUAAGGGGUUACUCAUUUUACUGUAGUAGAGUUAGCAUGCAGGAAUAAGAUGUUUUUUCCACAGUUGGGUUCUAAAAAGACAAAAUAUUUGACAACAGCUUCAGUAAGAAAACAGUGAUAUUUUUUUUACCUGUUACAAUUACAUUCUCAGUAAAAAAGCUAUUUGUAGACAGUUGUGAAAUACGAGCAUUGAGUUAGGUUUUUGCCUGAAGAGUAUGCUACAAAAUUUAGGAGUCAAGUUAGAUAUUUCAUGGCAGGUUCAUGAAUAUAGCUUAGCUGCAUGCAAAGGUCUCAGGUUCAAUUUCCUCUGCCAAUAGAAAAAAAAAAUUGUUGAAAAACCAGGAAAGCACUAAUAGCCUCUGUUUGGUAAGAGUGAGAUAGAUGGACCAAUAGCCUAGUUGGAUUUAAGGUAUGUAUGAUAUCUGGCAUUAAGAAACAGCACUGCAGGAGGAAAAGUUGGCAAUUAUAGUGCUUUGUUUUUUAUUUUUUUCUCAAAACUGAUUUCCUAUCAAAAUUACCCAGCCCUUCUAUCUCAUUCAUCAAAGUGCCAUUCAGAAUUAAACUUUGCCACAUGUUCUAAGAACUGGAACAAAGGGUCUAGAAUGUGUCUAAAAUUUUGAGAACACAGAUUUUUUUUCUCUUCCCAUUAAAAUAAAUUGAAUAAAACUGGAUCCAAAUGGAACCCAUUUUACCUAUUUGGAACAUCAGCCAAUAAUGUGAAGUUGGUCAAAACGUUGUAUCUGCUGUACAUAUUAAAUACCUACUUUUUGAAAUCUACUCAUCUUAAUCACCCAGUUCAGUUUCACUUUUAACCAAGUAAUCAUGUAAUAACUGUGUAAGCUUGUACAUGUUUUGGCCAAAUAAGAAAUGUUCAAAUGCUUGACUGAAUGACCAGAGAUCAUUCAUCUCUGUGCAGUUGUAUAAUGAUAUGCUUUUCUGCUGGAAUGACUGGAGGAUUUUCAUAAUUUCUAUUUGGAUAGGAUAAGGGAGAAUAAUGCACAACAGGAGUCAUCAAAAUGCAACAUUUUUGUGAAGCUUCUAGGAACCAAGCAUUGUGGGAGGUUGUAAGUUUUUCAUAGAAGAGUUAUCCUGCCUGUAAGGAGUUUCAGAUGAUAUGAGGCAUACAAUAUAAAAAGAGAAAAAUAGUCAAAGAUGUAUACAGAAGAAGAUUGAAUAUCCCAAGGAUUUCAAUGCCCUCUUGCUAAUGUCAAAUCCAAAUUAUGAUGAGUUAAAAUAAUUACCAUUGUCCAUAUGUCUUUGGUAUAGAGUUCUUUUCACAAGCUUCUCAUAAGCAAGAUUUAGAUAUGAAAAUUUGGGAUAGUAGAAUUCAUAAUAUAUGUAUGUCAGAUCUGAGCAUUAUUUAGCACUGUGUUCUGCUUUAAUAUUCUAUUAUGGAGGAGAUUUGGGGAAAAUAAUUGCCUUAUCAUGCCAUAACGGAAGGACAAUAUUGGCAAUAUUGCAUAGAUAGGAUCUAGGGGUCUGCCUAAUGGUUCCUGCAAAAUCUUAACAUUAAAAGCAUUCUUAGGCAUAUAGUAUCAUUUAAUAUUUGACAGUAUUUGGAUAGGAAUGUCAUUUGUUUUUCUGAAUCUUCUACCUCUUUUGCAUAAUUCCUUCUGUAUGUGAAGUGCCAUAUACGGCCUUCUGUUGUGUAACUGGACUUACUGUAGGAAAUUACUUUUUUGAGAAUGUCAAUUCUACAAGGAGAAAAGGUUCUGUUCUAAAGUUUUCAACUGUAAAUUAUGUAAAACUUUAAAGGUAUUAUAUUUAUACGACUUUGCCAGUUAUAUUUAUAAAAAACUGGCUUUGCAGUCAUAGCAGUCUUUAGAAAGUGGCAUAAGGUUUUGGUAAGUAUUUUGAUUUGUACUAAAUAGGAACAAAAAUGCAUAAAGGAAAUUCAUCCAUAAGAGAAUGUCUAAAAGAUUAUAAAAGAAUAUAUAUAAAUGUUUAAUUUUACAAAUAUAUAACGUGAGGCAGGGACGUGAAGGAUGACUGCUGAAGUGAGGCCUGGUGAAGUUUAAUUACCAUUAUAAGUCUUUUUUUUUUGUCUCACUGACUUUGAAUCAACGCUCUGCGCUGCCCUUCCAAUCAAAGUCAAAAGGCUCUCCUCACAAGUUAAAGGAAAGCUAUAGUAGAGAUCAUCUUCCCCAUCACUUUUAAUUCUUGCUGAUUUUUAGAAGCUUAACAUGUGCCUUUUUGGAUCUUUGGCUUGAUGUAAAUCCAUGUGUUGUUAGAAAAUGACAUUGUUGCUGUCUUCCAUUUAAAUUACUAAGACAAAGGAAGUGGGUUUUUUCCUUCCCUUUUCCUUUUUGGACAGAACUGAAUGUAACGUGAGAACUGAGUUGAUUGUAGAUUGUUCACCAAGAAAAUAAUCAUCCUCUGUAGUUAAUUUGUAGACAUUGUCAUUGACCAUUAUUUGAUAAUGGCUAACAUUUGUUAAUACUCUAACAUUUAAUAAUUUUAAUGUAAAAUGAAAUAUAAUUUUAAUAAACUGGUGUUUAUUUUUAUGGUCUAGUGCAGGAUUUCUCUGCCUACAAGCUUGAAUUGUCUUGGUAUGUAUAAAAAAGUGAUGGAUGCCAAUCAGCAAAAGUGCGAAUAAAUCCAAGACAAUGAAAGUUGGCAAAUGGAUUUUGAGUUCCAAGCUACUGUCCAGAUAAAAUGCUAGGAAGGAUGUUUCUUCCAAUUACUUCUGUUGCUGGUGUAUUUCAAAUUUUGUGUUUAUGAUAAGAGCAUAGCUACUUUAAAGAUUUUUCAUUUGUUGUCUUUCAGUUGACAUAAAUGGGCAAUAAUGGUUGGUUCCUCAGAAUGGGUUGUAUCCAAGGUGUAAUGCCAAGUAAAAAAAAGGACGGUAGUUGAUCUGCUAAUGAUGGCACGAUGUACCACAAGUGCACCUGAAAUAACUGCCACAAACAUCAUUUAACAACAAAAUUAUAACAAAUGCUGGAUUUUAUACAAGCAGCAGAGGCUUUGUGUUCUCAUAUCACUGGAUACAACCCACUGUUCUUCGUAAAGAAAAUUCUUGGUCAUGAAAAUUUAAUGCCUUUUCCUUUCACCUUUUUUAUAGUUAAUAUCUUGGUAUCAUGUGGUUGACAUAAGUAUUCCAGCACUCUUCAGCUUUGUUUCGCUGUAUAAGCAAAGAAAUAUGUAGAUAAAAGAAAAUGAGAACAUUGUCUCAAUAAUAGCUUCCAAACUAUAGUUGUGUAUUUGCAGUACUAUCGCAAGGCAACAAUACAGAAUAGUUUCAAUCAAAGGAAAAGCAACAGAAUAGAUUAUCUGGGAAUAAGUAUGAAUUAUGGAGGUAUCCCGAUAUAUCUGUUUUAAAGGAUGUUUUGGCACAAUUUACUUGAACAAUCAAAGCUGUCAAAGAAGUGAUUUCAACUUCCAUAAUUCCUAGUCAGUAUAAGCAUAGCAAUGCUGAAGUUAGCAUAAUUUUUAAGGGUCAAUUGAAACUAAUGCAUAGCAAUGCUGAAGUUAGCAUAAUUUCUAAGGGUCAAUUGAAACUAAUGCAUAGCAAUGCUGAAGUUAGCAUAAUUUCUAAGGGUCAGUUGAAACUAAUACUCAAUAAUGACCAUUAAUACCUGGGAAAUCAGUCCAUUACAACUAGACCUCAAAAUAAAUCAGUCUCAAAUAAAAAAAAAAUGCCGAGUAUAGAAAAACUUCCAGAACUUUAUAUCUCAAUGUCUGUUCUCAUAACUUUGCUUAAAAAUAAAAACAAGAUCACUUUUCCGUUUUAUCUGAAAUAUUGUCUUAGUUGCAAAGUGAAUUUUGGAUAUGUGUUUUUAAUAGCUACUAAUUAUUUUUGUGCUACUUAGAAGGCAUCAGCAAUUCCACAUGAUGUGUAAACCUGGUUUAAAAUGACUUUUUUAAUCUGAUAGUAUUUACAGCAAUUCAGUAAUUUUUUGGAGUCCUUCACCAGGUUUGCUAAGCAUAUCAAUCUUAACCUUAUAAAACAAUUGGUUCUAAUCUUCAGUUCUAAUGAAACAUAGCUUUUGUAAAACUUAAUUUGAAAUCCAAAAAGAAAUCUAGCAUAACUAUUUGAAAGUAAAAAAAUAAAAUAAAAAUAAAUUAAUAUGGAAGACCUCCAAGUUCCCUGCCAACCCUUUGAUUCUAAUAAUGUAAGUGAGAAGCAUUACAAAAUUAAGACGAACAGGCUAGUAUGGGACAAUCUUCCCUACAUCAUUUUGACAAUCAGGCAAGAUGAAGAUGGCACAGUGGGAAUUUAAUGAAUAGAUUUGUAAAUCGAAUUUAAAUUACAAGUAUGAAAAUCAAAAUAAAAUAUCCCUCUGGUCUUUAUAAAUUAGAAAAAUGGCCAUAGAAGUAUUUUUUUAAAGCCUUAGAGGCCUUAUGACCUUACAUAUUCAAAUUUUUGAAGAUAUAUUUUUUACGAACUAUUUAGAAACACUUGUAAAUAUGCUUUACUGCCCUUUGGAUGCUUAGUGGUGCUAAGUAAUAACUGUAAAAUAUCACAGUUGUAAUUCUGCAAAUCCUAAGGUAUCACAUAUCUUACUAUGAUACAAUAAUGCUGACUUGCCUAAAUAUUGAGAAUAUAUAUGUGCUAGGGCAUAUGGUCUGGUGCUUAUUAAACUAUAAAUCUUUAAGCAAAAAUGUACCACGAGUUAUCUGGAUACUGGUCACUAUUCUAACAUUCUAUGGAAGUGUGCUGGCAAUUUAGUUUAAUUUUUAACUAUUAAUUGUUGUGGUUUUUUCCCAAUAUAAUUACUACCAUAUUGUAAAUCUGUCACUAAAGCAUUGUCAACGUAAAUACUUCAACAUAGUUGGUGAAAAAUAUAAAAACUGGAUUCUUGAUGUAGUGUUUUGUGUUGGUUAUAUAGUUCAAAUAAUUAAAAUUAUCCCAUGUGUAAAAAGCUGUAUUUACCACUGGAUAUUGUUUCUAUAAUAGCAACUAAUCAUGUGUUUCUUGAAACAUUAAAUUUUGUCAAUUCCAAUCAAAAACUCUACCCUUUCUAUCACUGCAGUGCUGAAUAAUUUUGUUGUUGUUGUAUCAAAAUUCAUAAAGCCAGCUUUCCUAUACUGGGACAAAAUAAUCUUUUUAAUAAACAUAUAAC